AGCUGUCUCCGCAUCGCCCCGGUCUCCCCUAGGUCAGGCCCCCGCUGUCCGGGCCGGGGUUAAGCACAGACAGAUACUCUGGGCACGUGUCUUUCCUCUCGCCUCCUCGCGUGUUGGCCGCUGGAGAAGGAAGCGUCUCGCCACCCGCUGGGCCCCGGGCCUGGGGCCGCCUCAGCCACUCGGAUUGCGGGCAGGCCGGGCCGGGGCCCGGAGGUUUAUGCUCCUACACCUGCCUAAACGCGCCUCCCCCCGGGCAGCGCCGCCCCAGCAACUGCAGGACAAUCCCGCCCUGGGGCUACCCCCGCCCUGCCUGAGCGGGGCCCCUGGGCUCCCCGGAGCUGAGUCCCUGCCUGCGCCGGGGGCGAGGAAGGACCCCAGGGUCGGUCCCAGCGCUGGUUGCGCUGUGCGUCCGGACGGCGCCAUGGCUGCGGCUGGGGGCGGCCGCUGCUGCCCGCGCGAAGGUGGUUGCGUGGCCGGGGAUGCAUCGCAGGACAAGUUACAUCCAAGAAACCUGAUUCCAGAGCUCUGCAAGCAGUUUUAUCAUUUAGGAUGGGUCACAGGAACUGGUGGUGGAAUCAGCUUGAAACAUGGAGAUGAAAUCUACAUUGCGCCAUCAGGAGUCCAAAAGGAAAGAAUUCAGCCCGAAGAUAUGUUUGUUUCUGACAUAGAAGAACGGGACAUCAGCGGCCCUCCACCACACAAGAAACUAAAGAAAAGCCAAUGCACGCCUCUCUUUAUGAAUGCUUACACCAUGAGAGGAGCUGGAGCUGUGAUCCAUACUCAUUCAAAAGCUGCUGUCAUGGCUACCCUUCUCUAUCCAGGAAGUGAGUUUAGAAUUACCCAUCAGGAAAUGAUAAAAGGAAUCAAGAAAUGCACUUCAGGAGGGUAUUACAGAUAUGAUGAUAAGUUAGUGGUCCCCAUUGUUGAGAACACACCAGAGGAGAAGGAUCUCAAGGAACGAAUGGCACGUGCAAUGAAUGAAUACCCAGACUCUUGUGCUGUAUUGGUCAGACGUCAUGGAGUUUACGUAUGGGGAGAAACGUGGGAAAAAGCCAAAACCAUGUUUGGGUGUUCUAAUCCACCACGCAACUCUCAGAUUCUGCUGCACAUGGCCCAAGCCAGAAGGGGGCAUUAUUCCACUCAUUUGACAGCUGGAUUCUACUAGUUAUUCUUGACUAUGAGUUGGUUUGGAAGGAAAGGAGGGAGAGAGGUUUUUUUGUUUUUGUUUUGUUUUAAUUGCUGUGGAUGAAUAUCUUCCAAAAAUCACUUUGAUUUUCUCACUGCAAUUCUAAGUUUCUGAAAUGCUCCACCUGCCAAUGAAAAAAAAAUUAAACUGCUUUUUUUGCUCUUACAACUUUCUCUUUAUAACUUCACAAUCAUGUAAUUUUUUUAAUUAUUAUUUUGUAGAGUGGUGGGUUUGGUGUGGAAAACCUUACGUGGAGGUUUCUUCUGUACUGCUGCAAAUAAGUAUUAAGGACAAAUACACACUGAUACAAUCUUUUACUAUAAUUUAACUUUUUAAUUUUCUUCUGCAACCUCUCUCUGUAUUGAAAUGAUUUUUAUUUAUUAUUAUUAUUUUUGCCAUCAUAAUUGCCUGCACUUGCUCUCACAAAAGAGGGUUUUGGUUUGGUCAGACUUGGACAUUUAUUGUUGAAAGUCAAUGAAGAGGGUAAUGAAGAUGUAGAGAUGAUGUGGGCAACCGCUCAGUCUCUAUCUUCUGUUAAGUAUAUACUGGAAAAAGAUACUAGGCACCAUAUUUGAUGAUGGAUUAAUAUAUUUUAAUUGUGAUGUCUCUUUUAUAUUGUGAGAUAUUUUAUUUUUUCUCAAUCUGCUUCUAAAUAUUUAGCUGUGUGCUGGAUUGUGGAUCAUAAUUUCUGCAGGACUAAUGACCCAUGGUGGUUCUUUAAUAGUUGUCUGUUGCUGCCCAAGUAGAAAAUUUCAGUAUCAGCUGACAGAAUCUACACCACUGGGCUUGAUACUUUUUUUUUUUUUUUAAAUUGCAGAAUUCAAAAAUUCGAUAUGAAGCCUGAAGCACCAGUUGAACUAUUAAUUUGUUCCCAAGUGUUACGUUAAUUUUUUUUUUUUUUAUAAUCAAGCCUAUAACUGAUCACCUUGGAAUCCUUUGCUAACUUAUUUCUGAACUAAGAAAAAGCUAACAAUUCUAUAGUCCUGUGUGAAUGGACUGAUAUUCUGUCUUAAUAUUUCCUUCACAAAGGAAUUCACUUUCAAUAAGAUCUUGUUAAAGACCAUUAGAAUUUUAAAACAGCUUGAUAAAUGUCUUCAUGACCAUAGUUAACCAUGGUAAAAUUUCAUCAAAUGUCAUGAUUUAGGAUAUAUACAAUGCCAUGAGCGUCAAAAAGUACAUUAUUGACUGAAACACAGUAUUCCAUAAUAGUGCAUUUUAGUAUCUUCUUCCACCAUAUUGGGGAAUGGCCAGUGUUGGAAGCAAGGUAUCAGUUUGGAUGGGCUAAUGGUCUGAUCAGAUAGAGUAAUUAUGUUUCUAUGAAUACCUCUUUAAAUCAAGAGCUACAGUAUAUAGAAAUAAAUUUUACUUUGCUAUGAAAAAGAUCAGUUGUCUCUUUAUUAUAUUUUAUGUAUGGCAUAAUGUUGACAGUCAGACUUGCCUUUUAGGGUAAGGAGAAAUUAUCUCCCUUUUUUGUCUCUUUUUUGUGACCUUAUGCAGUUGUUCUCCCAGGCCUACUUGGAAAUAAAUUGUGGUGAGCUGAACUUAUCCAACAAAUAUGAUGUUCUGUCUUGAUCGACAUUGGACUUUGUGAUGUGACCAAAGGUCUGAAAAUAGGCAUGUUUAGUUAGGAAUGACUUAAUUAUAGGGAACAUACCCACUAUACAUUUUGUAGGAAAAUAUACUAUUCCCUCCUUGGAAGAAUUGAAGUACUUUCAGCAGGAAGUAGUUAAUCUUUCAUCCCUUCAAAUUCUCCUAUCCUGCCCCUCCUUGAAUAAGUUACUUGAAAGAACUGCAGCACUGGUGAAAUUUAAAAUUGACCCCGUCUAUCUCUGAGGGAUGGAGUCUAAGGCCAUGUCUAAACUUACAUCACUUGGGGGUGUGAAAAAAUACCCUUGAGCAACAUAAGUUUUGCCGGCAUAAGUGGCAGUGUGCACAGCACUAUGUCGGCAGGAGAGCUUCUCCCACUGACAUAAUUACUGUCACUCAUUGAGGUGGUUUUAUUGUGUUGACGGGAGAGAUCUCUCCUGUUGAUAUAGAGCGGCUAUACUGUAAGCUCGCUAGUGUAGAAAUGGCCUAAAAUGACCUCCUCACAUGAACUUCUUCUACAGCAAAAUUCACUGAGGAAAGCCUCAGUUUUGUCUUUCAUUUCCCACUUUCUACAAGUGACCAAAUUUGGCUGUUCUUGGAUUCCUUACACUAUUUAGGAAAAACACAGCUAUUGCACCAAGUCUGAGUGAUUGCAGGUUCUUGAAUUAUUUCUGUUUCCCCUAUAAUUCACCCUCUACUUUAAGAAAACAAACUUCUGCUGGUAAUGAAGCCCCCUUUCCCUGUUUCAUUUAAUCAAAGUAGUGCCACUUUGCUUUUUCACUGAUGAUGGAUUUCAUAUUUUCUCCCCAAAUAUGACUGAAAAGCUAAUGGGCUAUUUCCUGCUUGACUUCUAUUGUUUUUGGACCCUUAUUUCCUUUUCAGUUACUUGUCUUUUGUGGCUUAGACUUCAUUAUUUCUGUUAUUUCACAUAUAUGCCCAUGCUGUAUUAUCAUAUCUACUGAACUUCAUGUAGCAUCUGUAUUUUCUUGGCUAAUUUUUUUCAUCACUAGAUGUAUUUCUCUGUACCAGACAUUUGUUUUUUGGUGGGGAGCAUUCACUGCAGCAGUCAGAGUGAUGAUCUGUGGGUUGCAGCAGGGACUGAGAAUAAGAACUCCUGUGUCCUUCUGACUCACUGUGUGAUUUUUGGCCAGUCAUGUAAUCUCUGUCUAAUCAUGCUCUGCUCGUGUUGUAGAGCUAAUUAAUGUGUGUAAAGAGUGUCAAGAUCUUUGUACAAGAUGCUAUAUAUGUGAAAGACAUUAAGCAGCUUCUGUCUUCCUUAGUGCUGUUAUCACUCCCAGAGAUAUGCUAGCAAACAGAUUCAUUGCUGAUGUUUCAAUCCAACUACAGGUAGUUUCUGUUUAAAAGCUGAUAGCUGAUGUUGACCUCUGAUACCAUCUCUAAACUGCACUAUCUCUUCAAAAGUGAAUUCCUGUUAGUAUUGAGUUCAUAAAAAAAGGUUUUCAAACCUAACAUUUACAGUCAUAGUGGAACAUAGUUAUAUUAUUGUUCAGUACUGAUGUUUAAAACAAAUACAAAAAAGCUUCCACAGCUUCUUGUUAUAUUGCUCCAUUAGUACUGCACUGACUGACUAGACUAGAGGGUACAAGGACAAGAAUUUUUCUUGCUAUCUUUGUUCUUCAAGAUUGUAUGUUAAUAACCAAUAAAUAUUUGAUCUGCUUUGA
Molecule: messenger RNA, 4455 nt
Organism: Malaclemys terrapin pileata
Lineage: Eukaryota; Metazoa; Chordata; Testudines; Emydidae
Gene: APIP
Product: APAF1 interacting protein
Exons: 7
Coding region: 218-1165 (315 amino acids)
Cellular component (GO): cytoplasm
Molecular function (GO): methylthioribulose 1-phosphate dehydratase activity; metal ion binding
Source: RefSeq, a predicted model, not a curated record